Molecule: messenger RNA, 666 nt
Organism: Pedinophyceae sp. YPF-701
Lineage: Eukaryota; Viridiplantae; Chlorophyta; Pedinophyceae
Source: the annotation of a GenBank genome assembly
AUGAUGGCUGGAGAGAAACUGCCAAUUGCGAGGAUUGCGGACACUCACUACACGCGGGAGGUCUACGAGCCGUCCGACGAUUCGUUCGCUAUUGUAGACGCGGUAAUUGCGGACAUUUCCGACAUCCAGGCGCUGAAUCCCACCCUCUGCCUGGAGGUCGGCUCUGGCUCCGGCUACGUCACGUGCUCCGUCGCGACAGCCAUGGCAGCAGCGGGCCUUCGCGCCGAGUUCAUCACCACCGACAUCAACCCUGACGCCUGCGCCUGCACCACCACAACAAUGCGCGCCCACGCCAUCACCGCCUUCGACACCGCACUGGCGGACCUGGCCGCGCCACUGUCGCGGCGCCUCCGCGGCGCUGUUGACCUGCUCCUGUUCAACCCGCCGUACGUCCUGACGCCCUCCGAGGAGGUGGGGCGCCCGGGGAUGUGCGCCGCGUGGGCGGGCGGGUUCAACGGCCGCGAGGUCAUCGACCGUUUUCUGCCCGCUGUGCCGCACCUGCUGUCGCCCGGGGGGCGCUGCUACAUGGUCACGGUGGCGGAGAACCGGCCGGAGGAGCUGGUCGGGAUCGCGGAGGCGGCGGGCCUGGACGCGGAGGUCGCGCUGGUGCGGAGCGCGGAUGAAGAGAAGCUUCACAUUCUGCGCAUGGUCAAACGAGUUGCAUAG